AUCCACCACACUAAAGUAUAAUAAUGGAAGAGCAGCCCACCAGUGAACCAUCCAUAUCAGGCUUCGUCCUGGCUGAUUACGCAGUCUUUGCAGCGAUGUUGUUCGUCUCUAUGGCCAUCGGACUCUUCCAGGCCCUGAAGAAGAGCCAGAGGGAGGCCAGUGCUGAUGACUUCUUCACUGGGGGUCGGAGCAUGCCGGCAGUGCCUGUUGGGCUGUCUCUCUGUGCCAGUUUUAUGUCAGCAGUCCAGGUCCUGGGUGUUCCCUCUGAGGCUUCCCGCUAUGGCUUUAAAUUCCUCUACAUGUGCCUCGGACAAAGCAUCAACUCCCUGCUGACAGCUUACCUCUUCCUGCCAGUUUUCUUUCGACUGGGCAUCACCAGUACCAAUCAGUAUCUGAAGAUGAGAUUUGGCAGAGGGAUGCAGCUGUUGGGGAGUAUCCAGUUUCUUGUGGCGACGCUGCUUUACACAGGGAUUGUCAUCUAUGCACCUGCCUUGAUCCUUAACCAAGCUACUGGACUCAACAUGUGGGUGUCUCUGUUUUCUACUGGCAUCAUUUGCACCAUGUACACCACACUGGGUGGCAUGAAAGCUGUGAUCUGGACCGAUGUGUUCCAGAUUAUCGUCAUGUUGUCGGGCUUUGUGGCCAUUUUCAUCUACGGCACAGUUCUGGUCGGUGGUCCUGCAAUGGUCCUGGAGAUCGCCAACAAUGGAUCACGCAUUAAUUUUAAUGAUUUUGACGUUGACCCUCGGCAGCGCUAUACCUUCUGGAGCCUGUCUGUUGGGGGUGCAUUUGUUUGGCUUUCCAUGUACGGAGUAAACCAAGCUCAAGUCCAGCGCUACAUCUCCUGCAGAACGGAAAGAGAGGCCCAGUGGGCGCUGUUUGUGAACCAAGUGGGUCUGUGCCUGAUUGUGAGCAGUGCAGCAACCUGCGGCAUCGUCAUGUUUGCUUAUUACAUCUACUGUGAUCCGCUGAAGUCUGGGAGGAUUUCUGCCCCUGAUCUGUACAUGCCUUACUUUGUGUUGGACAUAUUCAAAAGUCACCCUGGCUUCCCAGGUCUUUUCCUUGCCUGUGCGUACAGUGGGACUCUCAGCACGGCCUCCACAAGUAUCAAUGCAAUGGCUGCAGUAACAAUGGAGGAUCUGCUGCGACCUCAUCUGCUCCACAUGACCCAGAAGAAACUGAUCUUGGUUUCCAAAGGACUGUCGUUGCUGUACGGAGUUAGUUGUAUCACCGUAGCUGCUCUCUCCUCCCUGUUGGACUGGGGAGUUCUUCAGGGGUCGUUCACCGUCAUGGGUGUGGUCAGUGGUCCAUUACUGGGCGUAUUCAUUUUGGGGAUGUUUGUCCCAGCAGCAAACAGGCUGGGGGCGUUCUCAGGAAUAUUAGUGGGCUUCUGUGUCUCUCUGUGGCUGGCAGUCGGUUCAACCCUUUACCCGCCUAGUGAGGAGACCAUGGGUGUCCUGCCAAGCUUUGCAGGCGAGUGUGGAUCCAACAACGUCACCCUGAACAGCAGCCCUAACCAAGACGAACACUCCAUCUCCACACUGCUUCGCCCCAAUAACCAGGGGGGCCUGCUUAACUUCUACUCCAUGUCCUACCUCUACUUUGGUGCCAUGGCGACUAGUUCGGUCGUGCUAGUUGGGCUGAUAGUGAGCUAUGCUACAGGACCAACAAAGAGGAGUCAUAUUAAAGAGGGUUUGUUAUGGUGGGAUCUGAACAAAAAACAAGUAGAGGUCCCAUCAGAGCGCAGAACUGGAACAAUGCCCAGGAUGUUUACCUGCUUUCGGCACAAUGCAUGCUGGGAUGCACACAUGAGCCUGAAUAGCAAUAAUCAGGGAGACAAGAUGACAGAUAAACCACAGCUCGUGCCUUUGAGGGAACUGCAUAGGGAAGAUGCAAAUGAAAAAGAAGAAGAACCAACAGAUGCUGGGAACAUUAAAUCACCUCUCAGAGUUUAGGUGUUGGACAACUAAACGUUUUUUGUAAUCUCAAAUAGCACUGAUGAUAGUGACAUUUACUCUCUAUUGGCAGAAACCUUUUUAAUACUCGUCUUUUUCCUGGUCAAUUCAACUUUUUGUCUCUUUGUAUAUCCUAAGUCUGCCCCACAUUUGGAGCUAAGUUUAGGUGAAACAAGAGGCUUUUUAAGAAAUAUAUUUCUUAAAAAUGUGAUUGUAGGCCUUUAUAAUUGUGCCAAAGAACAUAUAGACUGUAAUCAAAUACCCUCCGAUGUUUAAAAAAAAAAAUAUUUUAAUGUUGAAAGGCUCUUUCAUCAGGACAUUCAUUCUGGUAUGUCCCAUAUCUGUAGCACUGCACACCUGCACUUCAAACAGUGUUAAUAGAUAUGUGACAGGCAGUGUCUGGGCUUUGU
This is a messenger RNA of Morone saxatilis (striped sea-bass), 2365 nucleotides long. It is a transcript of the gene slc5a5, whose product is annotated as solute carrier family 5 member 5. NCBI's taxonomy places the organism in Eukaryota, Metazoa, Chordata, Actinopteri, Moronidae. Gene Ontology annotation, molecular function: symporter activity. The transcript has 16 exons. The record is from RefSeq and is a predicted model, not a curated record. Bases 24 to 1955 code for a protein of 643 amino acids. Gene Ontology annotation, cellular component: membrane. Gene Ontology annotation, biological process: sodium ion transport; iodide transmembrane transport.